GUGUGUGAGAUUGGACCUGCUGAUAAAGCUGACUGGGGACAGGUUGAGAUCGAGGUGAAUGGAGGGAAGAGAGGAACCUCCUCUGUUUCCUUCACCUACAGGGACCCGAUGCCUGAGGAGGUGAUGCCAAAUAGAGGUCCUAAAGCAGGGGGAACCCUCAUUACAAUCUCUGGACUAUUUCUGAAUGCUGGCAGUAAGGAAGAUGUCCAGGUUACCAUCGGAGGGGUGAACUGCAGUGUGGAGCACUUUGGAGAAAAUAUCACCUGCAGGACAGGAGAAUACCGCGUGGAUAAAGUGCCCUCUGACCCUCUCGACGUCGUAAUGAAGUAUGGAAAGAGAACCACAAAAAGCAUCCCGGCUACCUUUCGGUUUGUUGAAAACCCCACUGUGCAGGAUCACCAGCCCAAAGCAAGCUUUGUCUGUGGAGGGAGGAAUAUUGUGGUAACUGGCACCAGGUUUGACAUAAUCCAGACUGCGAUCAUGAAGGUCCAGGGACGUGACUGGUCAUCUUCAGAGUUUGCCCAUGAGAAGAACGCCACAGUCAUCCAGUUUCAGUCUCCAACAGUAAACGGCUCCGCAGACCAGCACUUGAAAACAGUCAUUAAGCUGGACAACUGGGAGAAGGAGCUGAAGCCCUUUUUCUACCACCCUGACCCCAGCUUCAAUAAUCUACAAAACAAGAUCAUCACUGCGAACAGCAUAAUUAUCGUUACUGGUCGGGGAUUCUCCAAAGCCAUGACAGCAAAGGAGGCUCAAGCCUUCGUAGGUGACGUUCAGUAUGUGGUCUGCAUCCUUCAGGAUGAUAAGCUGUUCCUGGACACACCUUCCAGCCCACCUCGUGCUCACUCCACACAGGUGGAUGUAAAGAUCAAGUUUGGGAAAGGGGUGUGGGUGGUUGGCUCAAUGGAAUUUGAGGACAAGGAUUAUUCCCUCUACAUGAUCAUCCGUAUUAUUCUUCUGGUCACCCUGGUCACCAUCACUAUCUCUGUCUACUGCGCCACACGAGCUCAGUUGUUUUAGGUUUGUUUUAAGAAUCAUAUCAUAUACAUAUACAUAAUCAUAUCAUAUACUGUGUAUUCAUCUAUCCCAUCUAUUUAUCUAUCUGGCCAAUAUAUAUAUAUAUAUAACAUGAUAAAAACAUUUGCUUACAGUAGCACUUCAUUAUUAUAAGAAUUAUUCACAUUGUUUUACGCAUUAAAAAUAUGUUUUUGAUCUUUUUGCCUUUUUAACUCUUGUAACGUUCCAUACAUUCAGCGCUUUAGAGGCAAAGUGCUUCUGCUUUAAUACAUUUAAUAAAC
Pundamilia nyererei is the source of this 1298-nucleotide messenger RNA. RefSeq names its product plexin-B2-like. The coding region runs from base 109 to 1020 and encodes 303 amino acids. Gene Ontology annotation, molecular function: semaphorin receptor activity. NCBI's taxonomy places the organism in Eukaryota, Metazoa, Chordata, Actinopteri, Cichliformes, Cichlidae. The transcript is spliced from 7 exons. The record is from RefSeq and is a predicted model, not a curated record. Gene Ontology annotation, biological process: positive regulation of axonogenesis; regulation of GTPase activity; semaphorin-plexin signaling pathway. Gene Ontology annotation, cellular component: plasma membrane; semaphorin receptor complex.